GAGUACUUCCGAGGAAUGGAAACUUUGGGUGGAAAACACGUCCAGUGGCCAAACCGGAAAGAAAAACAUGGCAAGGACUCCUUAAAUUCCCCAGUUAUUCGUUCCCCUACUUCUCUACUGAAUUGCUCCAACCCUAGUUUUGCAUUCCCAAAAUACCCUUCUAAUCUCUCCAAAUUUUCCGCUUUGCCGCUUGUUCAUUCAUCAAUGGACACCCCUCCGGAAGGUUAUCGAAGAAACGUCGGUAUCUGUCUCAUCAAUUCUUCCAAGAAGAUUUUUGCUGCUUCAAGGCUCGAUAUACCCAAUUCCUGGCAAAUGCCCCAGGGUGGCAUUGAUGAGGGUGAAGAUCCAAAAGUCGCAGCCAUUAGAGAAUUAAGAGAAGAAACUGGAAUAAGCUCAGCAGAAGUUCUUGUUGAGACACCUCUUUGGUUGACAUAUGAUUUCCCCCUUGACGUCAGGGAAAAACUUAAACAUCUAUGGGGAUCUGACUGGAAAGGUCAAGCACAAAAGUGGUUUCUCCUUAAGUUCACUGGGAAGGAGGAGGAGAUCAAUCUUCUGGGUGAUGGGACUGAGAAACCUGAGUUUGGCCAGUGGUCAUGGAUGUCACCGGAACAAGUAAUUGAGCAUGUCAGUAGACCUUCCCUACAUUAGUUCAUACAAGAACAAGUUUGUAUAUUUUCCUUGGAUUGAUCUUAAAUUUUUGUCAAAAUAUGAAGAAAGACAAAGUGAUAAUAUUUUAGUUUUUUUUU
Messenger RNA from Mangifera indica (mango), 746 nucleotides. Its product is annotated as nudix hydrolase 26, chloroplastic-like. Gene Ontology annotation, molecular function: bis(5'-adenosyl)-pentaphosphatase activity; guanosine-3',5'-bis(diphosphate) 3'-diphosphatase activity. The transcript is spliced from 5 exons. Bases 16 to 648 code for a protein of 210 amino acids. Gene Ontology annotation, biological process: ribose phosphate metabolic process; nucleoside phosphate metabolic process. The record is from RefSeq and is a predicted model, not a curated record. Gene Ontology annotation, cellular component: chloroplast. NCBI's taxonomy places the organism in Eukaryota, Viridiplantae, Streptophyta, Magnoliopsida, Sapindales, Anacardiaceae.